This is a messenger RNA of Polychytrium aggregatum, 3307 nucleotides long. RefSeq lists its product as uncharacterized. Bases 64 to 3117 code for a protein of 1017 amino acids. The transcript has 2 exons. Gene Ontology annotation, molecular function: protein binding. NCBI's taxonomy places the organism in Eukaryota, Fungi, Chytridiomycota, Chytridiomycetes, Polychytriales. The record is from RefSeq and is a predicted model, not a curated record.
AUCGUGGCCAGCCUCUCUGCCCGCUUGCUCGGCCAUCGCCAGUCCAACGAUACCCAUCCGGCCAUGUUGACCGCCACCAGCAGCCGGCUCUACGCCUGCAACAACCACGGCCCCGACCACGACCUGUUCCUCUCGUACCGGGUCGCCACCGAUGCAGACACCGCCAGGGAACUCAAGCAGAUGCUCUCCUUGGCUGCCCUCCGUCGAUACGGCAAACCGCUUGCUGUCUUCCACGAUGUCGACUGCCUCGUCGACGCCCGCGACUGGCGAGACGGCUUUCUUGGUGCCCUCCCCAAGAGCAAGGUCGUUAUCCUCCUCCUCAGCCAGGCUUCGAUGGACCUGAUGAAGGACAAGGUCCUCUCGAGCCAGGAGGACAAUGUCGUCCUCGAAAUCAAGACCGCCCUCGACCUCAAGGAUGCCAAUCCCGCUCUGCCUGUCCUUCCCCUUGGAAUCGCCACCAAGGAGACCAAGGACGGCGUCGAUGUCUUCACUCCCUUCCUACCGCACAAGGUGUCUCUCCCCGACGACCCGGCCUUUGCCUCGGUCAAGGAAACCCUCGGCAGAAUGAACCAGAUCCAGAUGUUUGGCAUUCGUCCCGACCAGAUGCACCAGCGAGUCUAUCGCAUCCUCAACCUGCUCCACCCCGUGCAAGUCGAUUCCGCCACCAAAAUCGCACUCUACGACUCGCUCUUCUGCGACUCCAAGUUCCGAGUCGAUCCCGCCCACCUCGACACCUUGCUCAAGCAGCUCACCCUGACUGGCCGCGCCGUCAUCUCGGGCAUGGGCGGCAUGGGCAAGUCCGUCCUGGCCCUCCAGAUUCUCCAUUUCAUGAUGGGCACCCUCGACGUCAGCAACAAGGACGACCUCAAAACCGUCAAAGACGAGACCAUCGGCAUCAAGCCGCAGUACAACCAAGUCUUUUGGAUCAACUGCUCGACCGAGUCGACUGCCCUCGAUGGGCUGUGCGAACUGUUUGAUGGUGUCGAGCCAGAGAAGGUCAAGAAGCAUGCCGCCAAGUUCCUCGCCAACACUCACGGCUAUCUCCUGGUGCUCGACAAUGUCGACGACAUCAGCGUGGUCGACUCUGUGUUUGAGCACUCCAAGUCGGUCGGGUUCAGCGGCGAUGUGGUGGUGACGACCCGGCUGGCCUCGCUGCCUCCCGGUGCAUUCGCCAGUGCUCUCAAAGCCAAGAACCCUGGAUACAGACACGACCCACUCCGCCUGGGUAACUGGGACGAUGCAACCACGCUCGAUUACAUCCAGAAGAUCUCUCCAAUCUUCUCUGAAAAGGUAGGGGCGGACGCAACAAAUGAGACGCUGAAGCGAAUCAUGACCAAGAUCGACGGAUAUCCGCUCGUUAUUCAGACAUUCAUGACCUUCUACGAGAACAACGAGGUGCCGCUGUCCGAGAUCGAGCGGCUGUUCUCCAAGGUCCUCGAGGAGCAGGAAGGCGAGGACGAGACUCGGUCGUCGCUCAAGGUGAUUGUGGAUCUGUCGCUGGACUCGAUUAUGAAGCGAGGGAAUGAAGGCAUCGAGGCAGCCAGGCUGUUCGGUGCCCUCAGUCUGGUGGCGCCGACCAACAUCCAGUUCGAGUUGAUCAAGGAGAUCGUGCAGAAGAUGGAGCUCAAGACCGAUGUGACUGAUCUGAUCAAGAUGGUGAUCCAAAGCGGCCUUCUCCGAAGCGGAGCCGAAGGGCUGUACUCGACCCACUCGCUCACCCAGCAGUUAGCUCGAAGCUACAUCAGUCAACACGGAGAGCUGAGGGUCGAGGACAUUGAGGAUGCCACGGGCGGGGCACUGCUUCAGUUGACCGUAUCGCUGCUUGCAGAUGCCUAUCCCUAUGCCGGGCAUCUUGACCGCUUUGCAUCGCUGGCGGUUCCAGAUCGAUACACAAAGUAUCUCCACCAAGCGACUAUCUACCGCAUUGCAUCCAUGGCAGAGACCCGUGGCUUCUUUGGCAAGGCAAGAGAUGUCUACGAGCCGUACGUUGACCGAUGCGCCGAGUUUUACGGCAGACGCCAGCACCCAGAAGUUGCCACUGCAAUGCACUAUCUCGGCGAUGUCGUGUAUUACCAGGGUGACUACGGGUCUGCCUCCAAGCACUACGAGGAGGCACUCGGCAUCUUCAACGAGAUCUAUGGUCCGCACCGUUAUCUGCCGGCUGCCACUACGAUCCAAAAUAUGGGCAAUGUCGCGUACAAACAGGGUGACUACGAAACGGCCCUUGCGUAUUUCAAAGAGGCCCAAGAGUUCUUCAUCGAGAUGUACGGCACUCGCGAACAUGCCAAUGUCGCCGCCACGAACUAUUCUCUCGGCCAAGUCGCCAACUCACAGGGCCACUACGAGGCCGCACAGGCCUACUAUCAAGAGGCGCUGGAGAUCGAAUCCAAGGUAUAUGGCGGCCGGGACCAUCCCGAGGUGGCUACCACGAUCCGUCAGUUGGGCAGUGUGGCCAAUGCCCAGGGCAACUACGAUGCCGCACUGGCAUACUACCAAGAGGUCCUUGCCACGUACACGAAGGCGUACGGCACACGAGAGCACCCUUCAGUUGCCACCACGCUCUUUGAGAUGGGUAAUGUUGCGUUUUCGCAGGACAAUAUCGAGGCCGCCUUCGCAUACUACCAAGAGGCCCUCGACAUCAAGACCAAGGCGUACGGCACACGCAAACACCCUGAAGUCGGCAUAAUCAUCCACCGCCUGGGUAAAGUCGUGCAGUCUCGAGGCGACUAUGAUCAAGCCGAGGCACUGUACCAGGAGGCUCUCAGUAUUGGACUCGAAGCGUUCAAGUCUCGGAUCCACGAGCAUGUUGCACUUGUCCUUGAUGCCUCGGGGACGCUAAAGUGCCUCCAAGGCGAGUUGGCCGAGGCCCAGAGUCUUCUCCAGGAGGCCCUUGACAUCUUCACCCAGGUGUACAAAACACGCAAGCACCCCGAUGUUGCAACAACUCUCCGCAAUCUGGGCGAUGUGGCGCUUGCCCAGGGCGACGUUGCCAACGCGCUCGCACUGUACCAAGAGGCGCUGGCCAUCUGGACUGAGGCCAUCAGAAACCCAAACCACAAGGACAUUGUUGCUGUCCUUGGAAGCAUUGCUACCGUCGAGAACAAAGCCCGCGAGUAGCCUCAAAUCGCCAGAAACAUGUCGGAUCCUGUCUUCACCCAGCCCGUCCAGCGCAUUCCAGCGACACAUUGCGACCAGCACCCGCUGUCGAUUUCAGUGGUGCCAUGCAUUCUCGGCCAAGGUGGCUGGGUUUCGCGAGCAGAUCCCGCUGGUGUCAAUGCCGAAUAAAACGAUUGUAUUACAAGUAAAC